Molecule: messenger RNA, 1363 nt
Organism: Cherax quadricarinatus
Lineage: Eukaryota; Metazoa; Arthropoda; Malacostraca; Decapoda; Parastacidae
Source: RefSeq, a predicted model, not a curated record
UCACAGACACUGGCAAGCGGCGUCACUGGCACGAGGGCGUCUGAAUCUGGUGGUGUAGGUGACGAUGACGAUGACGUGUUGACCAACCUGGUGGAACCUCUGUGGCCUGAAGACCUGAAACACCUUCCAUACACCUUUAACCGGGUGUCAGCAGAGGAGAGCAUAAAGAUGUCGAGAGAAUUCUACGACAAGAUGAAUGAGCGUCGCACCAUCCGCUUCUUCAGUCCUGACCCCGUACCCAGAGAGGUCAUUGAGAACAUCAUCAAGGUGGCAGGGACGGCACCGUCCGGGGCACAUACUGAACCGUGGACCUUCGUGGCUGUGUGUGACCCUGAGGUGAAGCAGCAGAUCAGAGCUGUUGUGGAGAUGGAGGAGGAGACCAACUACGCCAAGAGGAUGGGUAACCAGUGGGUGAAAGACCUCAAAUUCCUGCGGACUGACUGUGUGAAAGAGUAUCUGACGAUGGCCCCGUGGCUGCUGCUGGUGUUCAAGCAGACUUACGGGAUGCUUCCAGACGGCCGCAAGAGGAACCACUAUUACCAUGAGAUCUCGACUGCUAUUGCCGGUGGCAUACUCUUGUGUGCCAUUCAGAUUGCAGGACUGGUGACAUUAACUUCGACUCCUCUCAACUGUGGUCCGGCCAUCAGCAUUCUUCAGCGACCUCCCAACGAGAAGCUGCUGCUUUUGAUGCCUGGGAUACCAGCUCCUGACGCCACAUCCCUGACCUCACCCGCAAAACCUCUAGAAGAGCUCAUGGUCACAGUGUAGGAAUGUCUCACUGUGGUGGUGCAUUACUGCGACUAUGCGACUUGGGCUGGUGGGGGAUUUGGACCUGCCUGGCAAGGGCCUGUAGGCCUGCUGCAGUGUUCCUUAUUUCAUUCUUCUUAUGACUACUGGUUCUGUGGUUGUGACCGUGUUGAGCGGUAAUGCGUAUGAUAUAAAGAACAAAACGGCACAAUACCGUGACUGGAACAAUACACAAAUAACCCGCACGGAAGAAAGAGAAAAGCUUAUGACAGCGUUUGGGUCCGUCUUGGACUCACGAACGGUCCAAGACGGACCGAAACGUAGUCAUAAAUCUAUGUGCGGGUUAUUUACGAACUGCCAUACACAGAGUGCGUGUGUACAUCAGAUGGCAGACUGAAGCAAAAAGGGUCUCGGUAACGCAUCAUUUUAUUCAAUGUUAUUUUUGUAGCAUCAACCUUUUAUCUCAACUUUUUUUUUACCGGUAAAUAUACGAGUAGAUAACUUUUAAAACUGAUGUAUCACACACUGUAACCUUUGCACAGGAAUAAAUUUUCUUUGUAUACAUUGUCAGUGAUGUGUCAUUGAUGUGUCCGUCAGUAAUACAGUAAGACAUAAA